This is a messenger RNA of Acytostelium subglobosum LB1, 3108 nucleotides long. RefSeq lists its product as hypothetical. The transcript has 2 exons. NCBI's taxonomy places the organism in Eukaryota, Evosea, Eumycetozoa, Acytosteliales, Acytosteliaceae. Bases 1 to 3108 code for a protein of 1035 amino acids. The record is from RefSeq and is a predicted model, not a curated record.
AUGAACAUUCCGACACAGCUCAUCUUUGGUUCAUUGAACAUCCCCGCACCACCUCCGCUAUCAUCAUCAAUGCUCAUUGCUCCUCUGCCAUUGUCAGCACGAAAUGGACAGUUGUACCUGGUGUCCAAUCAAUCAGUCUCCAACGUCAUCAAUGUCAACCUGACACCAUUUAUCAAUAAUCUAUCACCAGUGCUCGACACAAUCGGAGGCAACUUCACGAUCACCGGCAACUACCUCAACUUCUAUCGCGCAGACAACUCCAUGACCAAUAUCCAAGCACAAUAUUACUCAACCAACGCCAAUAACUUCAAGUAUCAAUUCACUGCUGUGCCCGUUGACCCCCAGGACAACACUCAAAUGGUCCUUGUCUAUCCUCAAGGUAUUGCCAAGUUGUCUGGCCAGCUCUCAAUUGAUCUAGUUGGUGCUCUUGGCCAGCUCACUCCCAACUACAACGCAACAGUGAUGGUGUCGUACGGCCAAAUGGAUAACAAUGACCCAACCUCAAUGACAAUGACCGUGGACAACUAUGUCAAAUCUAUGUCCAACAUUUUUUUCACAAAUGUUUAUUACCUUAAUUAUUAUGACUAUAUCGCUCAUAAUUGGAUCAGCAAUAACACAUUGGUAUUCAAUCUCAAACAAAGUACAUAUAUUGGAUCGCCCUUGACCAUGUUCUUCUCGCCUGAUUCAUCCUACUCUUACAACACCUUUGUCAUCUACCCCCUACCAUCCAUCUACGUGAACAAUGGAGUGGGAGUGCCCCUGGGCGGAGGCAAUCUGCCUGUGUCCCAAGACAAGACCUACUGCACCAAUAAGCUACAAAGCUGUACCAUUGCUGACAAGUUGGUCAAUGGACCGUUUGAUUGCAACUCCAUUCCAAUACCCGCGGGAAUAGGCCUGCAGAUACCAAUCAACUGCACCGACACUUCUGGCAAUCAGUUGCUGACCAAGUACAUCUACUUCAACUAUGGUCCAUCCGUAUCAAACAACAUUGUCAACAAGAAUGUGCUGGUGGUCGAUGGAAUCGGCUUUGACACUGGCUCCACCUCGGUCAAAUUCUCAGACGGCUCGGUGGUCCAGGCAUCCCCCCAGUCCACAACCACCCAAGCAUUCUUUGUAUUCCCUCGGUCUACGCCAAUCACUGGAACAUUCAUAUUGACAAGUAGUGGUCAGCAGUCUGGAUCAUACAUCUACAAAGGCAAGCCCUACAUCCAGAGUGUGACCCUUGAGAACAAAAAUAUUGUUGGAAAUGAAUCAUUGAUUGGUUACGUUCAACUCAGAAUAAUUGGAAGUUUCAUCACUUUGGGUGCAUCGAGUCAAGUGAUGGUUGGAUCACAAGUAUGCACAGUGAUCGGCAAUAACAAUUAUAUUAUUGAAUGUUGGAUGAGCAUCCCUGCUGCCAGCCCAGUCCAACUACCGGUUGUGAUCACAAUCGACUCAUCUACACAACCAACGGAUCCGUUCGAUGUACUAUUCGAUCUGGCCACACCAACAAUCGUAUCAAUCACUCCUACAUACACACAAACAUCAACUCAACUCAACAUUGUUGGUACUUUCCUCAAUCAGUCAAUUCUGCUCGACUCUGGUGUACCAUUGAUUGCACAACAAAGUCAGUAUUGUACGACAGUCAACGACACUUUGAUCACAUGCACCAUCCAGCCCUCCAAGGGCGAGUUCUCCGUCGUGCACCUGGGUGUCAGCUCCAACUCAUUGGUGUUCGACUAUCAACCAGUGAUCAGCAACACCUCAUCACUCAAUGGAUCAACAUUGGAGGUGAAUGGAGUGAACUUCUCACCCUACCUCUACUUCUCGAUGGGUUCACAAUCGACAAACCCAGUGUCAGUGACGUCGACCAAGGCCAUCUUCCAAUUCCCAGAGUGGUUCUUCCCAGGUUCAUACCAGAUAUGCUCAUCUGGCUUUUAUUCCGACAACUACCGAUUGUCUUUGCAUCCAGUGAUCAACGACAUAGAAUAUGAUGGCCGCCUAUCCAUCUAUGGGUAUUACCUCAGCGUAGUAGAUCUGGACGGUAAAACACUCAACCACUCAAUCUCCGUCAACAAUCAAUCAGCAUAUCUCACUCAGGAUGACAAUCGCCCCACGAGGUCAGUCUUUUACCCGAAUCAGAAUUUGGUGGCCUCAGAUAGUGUCCGAUCAGUCAUUUUGACUACCACUCUCAUCAUCAACAACAUCGCUUCAAAUUCAUUCACAUCAUCACCGAUCCCAUUGCCAUAUUUGGACAGAGUGGUCUACACUCAAGAUAGCGGCACCCAUAAAACGUCGACUGGAACCUUUGUAUUCACUGGCACAACUCUGGAACACUUGCCCUACCUCUAUUAUACCAUUAACGGAGAGGGAAAGGGAGACUGGAUCGCUAACUCAACAUCAACCGGAUUCCAUUAUUCCAACAUGGUAUCAGUAGGAGAGGCAAUAUAUACAUUUCAAUUGUCAUGGCCCCCAAUGACCAGCAACAAUAUUUCCAUCCACAUUCUCAAGCCAACAUUGGAGAGAAUAUAUAUCCGUGAACAAACGAAAGCAACCGUAAUGGGAAGAAACAUCGUCAGCAAGUUCAUUCGGUUUGGAUCAUACCAACCAACAGAUUGCGAGGGUGGUGGAUUCAACUCUAACAUGACCACAUGUAAUCUAUCCCAAUGUGAAGAGUGUCUGUCCACAUGUAACACCUUCACCUACAACAAUGGAAUGACCUCAUUCUCCAAGAUAUUCUACCCUAGAAAUCCAGUGUUGAUGUUGGCCGUGUCCAAUGGUACUCAGGUGAAUGUGACAGCAACUCUGUCGUGCAAUCAAACAAUUGUACCCAAUCUAUUGGAGUUGCUAUCAAUCAAAGUUGGAUACACUCAAUGUGAGUCAAUCACAAAGAUUGGUGACAAUAUCUUCAGUUGCCAAGCAAAAGUCACCUCGGGAUCAGUAUCAUUAUCUCUUCUUGAAAUGGAGUCCAACACCAUUCCUUUGGUCUACAUCGAUCCAACUCCACCUUCCUCAUCAUCAUCAGAUGAACCCAAACCCCAGCCCAGCUCAUCAUCAAAGUUGCUGCCCAACCUCAGUAUUCUGAUAAUUAUAAUCUACCUCUCACUUACAUUUGUCGCUAUCAAUUAA